Molecule: messenger RNA, 900 nt
Organism: Aspergillus ruber CBS 135680
Lineage: Eukaryota; Fungi; Ascomycota; Eurotiomycetes; Eurotiales; Aspergillaceae
Product: chitin synthase export chaperone
Exons: 5
Coding region: 1-900 (299 amino acids)
Biological process (GO): protein folding
Cellular component (GO): endoplasmic reticulum membrane
Source: RefSeq, a predicted model, not a curated record
AUGGGGUCGACACAAUUCGGUAAUUUUAAUGACUUCUGUCGGGAUUCGACACUACCCGUCUGCAAUCUUUUCACGCACAAUACCAGUCAACCCAUAAACGAUGCUUUUGGUGGAUGUCCCCUCAUGGGUAUUCCCCUGAGCGGUGGCCAACACCUCGCCAACCUCGGAUCGAUCCUUCUCGCCUUCAUCUCUAUUCUUGUCUCGCUUUUCUUGAUAUGGCGGUCGGAGCGCAAAAAGGCGGCUGUGGGGAGGAGGGAGAUGCAAUUGUUCCUGGUUGCGUUUAUUGUUGUUGAGAUUUGUGAGAUCUUUACCGUUGGUGGCUUCCCGCUUGAUGAUGCCGUUCGCAAGGGAUUCACCGCUGUACACAUCGCUUCCAUUACUACCACUUGCUGGAUCCUUAUGUUGAACGCCGCAGUUGGGUAUCAGGUUCUUGAUGAUGGCACGGCUGUUUCCAUCUUCCUGAUGAUUGCAUCUUCCCUGAUCUUCUUUAUCGGAACCGGAUACAUUGCCUUGGACACGGGAUUCAAGUGGACCGGCCAGUGGGACCAUAGUUGGGAAGCUCCCAAUCGGAAUAUCGCCCUUUACGUCUUGUACCAGCUCUGGCCGCUCAUAUGUGUCGUUGUUUUCUAUUUAUUGGAGUCGAUUCUGGUCAUUCGGGUUUUAGGCGAGAUCCGACCAAUGGUCUACCUGACCUCCGCUGGUCUGCUGUUUGCAAUCGGCCAGAUCUUCAACUAUGUGAUCAGCGUGCAUCUCUGCAGUGCAACAGACGGAAAGAUCAAUGGCGCCCUAUUCGAAACCUUUUUCACCCUCUUGUCGGUAGUCAUGAUUUGGACCUUUUGGAGCAGCAUUACCGAGGAUGACUGGCCAUUGCCUGUAACUCCGGGCACCGGCUACAACUGA